This is a messenger RNA of Saccharomyces cerevisiae S288C, 459 nucleotides long. RefSeq lists its product as uncharacterized. Gene Ontology annotation, molecular function: channel activity. The transcript has a single exon. Gene Ontology annotation, biological process: water transport; transmembrane transport. The coding region runs from base 1 to 459 and encodes 152 amino acids. The record is from RefSeq and is marked reviewed. NCBI's taxonomy places the organism in Eukaryota, Fungi, Ascomycota, Saccharomycetes, Saccharomycetales, Saccharomycetaceae. Gene Ontology annotation, cellular component: membrane.
AUGUGGUUUCCUCAGAUCAUUGCUGGGAUGGCUGCUGGUGGUGCCGCUAGUGCUAUGACUCCAGGCAAGGUUCUCUUUACUAAUGCUUUGGGUUUAGGCUGUUCCAGAUCUAGGGGGUUGUUUUUGGAAAUGUUUGGUACUGCUGUGUUGUGUUUAACAGUUUUGAUGACUGCUGUUGAAAAACGUGAAACUAACUUUAUGGCUGCGCUUCCAAUUGGUAUUUCUUUAUUCAUGGCUCACAUGGCUUUGACCGGUUACACUGGUACCGGUGUCAACCCUGCAAGAUCUCUGGGUGCCGCCGUUGCUGCCAGAUAUUUCCCUCAUUACCACUGGAUCUACUGGAUUAGCCCACUUUUGGGUGCCUUCUUAGCCUGGUCAGUGUGGCAAUUAUUACAAAUCCUUGAUUACACUACAUACGUUAAUGCCGAAAAGGCGGCAGGUCAAAAGAAGGAAGACUGA